GCUUAUAUCAAGAUCUACCAGGGGGAAGACCUGCCACACCCAAAAUCCAUGUUGCUGGCCACGGCUGAAGCCAACAAUCUGGCGGCUGUCGCUUCGGCCAAAGACCUGUAUUACAGCAGCAUGGAAAAGAUCUGUGGCGGGGACAAGCCCUACGUGGCCCCCGAGCUGUUAGAGGUAAAGCACCGGGAGCAGAGCACGCGGGCUUUGGAGCACUUCCGGCGCAUCAAGAAGAUGGGCGGCCGGGAGUUCAGCCAGCGCUACGAGGACGAGCUGAUGCAGGAGAUGAGCGACCUCUUCGAAGACCUGGCCAAGCAUAACCAGAGCAAGAACAUCUUCAACACGUUCCGGACGCCCGCCAUCCUCUUCGGGGUCAUCGUGGUGCUCUACGUGGCCUCGGGGGUCACCGAGUAUGUAGGACUGAGCCUGGCCGCCCAGCUGUGCAACUUACUCGUGGGGCUGUUGCUUCUCUCCCUCCUGGCCUGGGGCUACAUCCGAUACUCGGGCGAAUACCGCGAACUGGGCAUCGCGAUCGACAGCACCGCGGAGUUCGUGCUUCAGAAGAUACGGGCUGUGGG
Messenger RNA from Pseudonaja textilis, 575 nucleotides. NCBI's taxonomy places the organism in Eukaryota, Metazoa, Chordata, Lepidosauria, Squamata, Elapidae. The record is from RefSeq and is a predicted model, not a curated record.